AUGGAGCUCUCUAACCUGUACGAGGUCGCGCCCCGGCCCCUGAUGAGCAGUCUGACCCAUGGCCAGCAGCCUCCCUCCGGCUACAGAGACCCGACAGACCUCGGCGGUGAGAUCGGAGACAACGAGACGUCCAUCGACCUGAGCGCGUACAUCGACCCUUCAGCUUUCAACGACGACUUUCUGGCCGACCUGUUCCACCACAGCUCUCGGCAGGACAAGCUCAAGAUCAUGAACGGGGAGUACGACUCGGUGCCGUGCGGCCCGGGGCCCCAGCAGCUCUACAUGUCCAACUACAUGGAGUCCAAGCUGGAGCCGCUCUACGAGCACAACCCGCAGCGCAUCAGACCGGUGGCCAUCAAGCAGGAGCCCCGGGACGACGAGGACCUGAACCCGGGUAUGCCUCCAACAUACCACCACCCGCAUUCCCAGCAGUAUUCCCAGCAUGCCCAGCAGCAGCAGCAGCCGCACCUCCAGUACCAGAUUGCGCACUGCGCGCAGACCACCAUGCAUCUCCAGCCUGGUCACCCGACCCCUCCGCCGACCCCGGUGCCCAGCCCGCACCAGCACCAUCACCACCACCCACACCCGCACCAGCACCCGCAGCAGGGCGGCAUGAAGAUGAUGGACCAUCAGCGGGGCGGCGGGAAAUCCAAGAAACACGUCGACAAAAGCAGCCCGGAGUACCGGCUGAGGCGCGAGCGCAACAAUGUGGCCGUGCGUAAAAGCAGGGACAAGGCCAAGAUGCGCAACAUGGAGACGCAGCAGAAGGUGGUGGAGCUGACCACCGACAACGACAGACUGAGGCGGAGGGUGGAGCACCUGACCCGCGAGCUGGACACGUUACGGGGCAUCUUCAGACAGCUGCCGGACGGAUCCUUCAAACCCAUGGGCAGCUGA
Messenger RNA from Xyrichtys novacula (pearly razorfish), 897 nucleotides. Lineage: Eukaryota; Metazoa; Chordata; Actinopteri; Labriformes; Labridae. The record is from the annotation of a GenBank genome assembly.